AUAAGGAUUCGAAUAUCUAUAUCGAAGUCCGGAGCAGCAGUGAACGAUUCGUGGGUUCAUAGCUGUAGUGGUGGUGACGAGAACGACCCGCUCAGACACACCCAAGCCCUCAACACCACCGGCACUUGAGUCGACCCUAUCCAGUGCUUUUUGAAACGAUUGAAGACCUGCAGUGAGUCCCUUCAUAAACCUCAACAGAAACUCCCUGACCCAAGGAACACCACCACCACCACCAACAUGGCCCCAGUCGCGUCGUCAAGCAAGAAAGGAUUCCUCAGCCUGGCAGAGAAGUCCCUGAACACUAAACCUAAGUCAGGCGUUAAUAAGCGAAGGAGUCACGGAAGGGAGGGAACGAGAACUGGACUGCGGAAAGUGAUCAAACGAGGCAUGAAAAAAGGUGCACGUGUGGCUAUGACUGCUUAUGAGGUGGCGAAGGAGACUGGCAUGCUGAAGGGCGUCCCGGGUAUGGUGGCAGACGCCCUUGUGAAUACUACAAUCGCCUUGCUAGGUAUAAGCAGCCCGCAGCAUAUGAGCACACCCAAUGCCGGUGGUUGGAACUUGGAAUUAGAGGCCUCACAAAAUGACAAUAAUUGCUCCUUUGCUCUGAGCGUCAGCAAGUCACCGGAGUUCUCGGCGGAGCUUCAUUUUCGUUCUCCUGUUGACCUUUUCAUCAGACCAGGAAAGGUGGAGGUGAGGAAGAGUGCAGGCCGCUCACAUACACAAGGACGGGCGGCAACUCCAGGCGGGGCAAAUUCUUUCGUUUCUCCUGGAGCUUCAGUCACGGAUUUGGUUUCAAGGCCUCAAUUUGGCGCUCACGGAUCCUUGAUCGAAGCUACACCGCCCGGCUUCGUAAAUGUUCCUCUAACGCCCUCACAGACGGAACCAAACCUGCUCCUCGUAUCAAGAUGGAGAGGACACCCCCACAUACGGAACCAGUGUACAUGCCUCCUCGUAUCAAGAUGGAAAAGACGAGGAUCAAGCAAGAGGUUCCGUAAUUCGUGAACCGGGCACACUGGUUGGUAGAGGUAGAGGAGGAGGAGGAGGAGGAUCAAGCAAGAAGUCCUAUAAUUUAUCUAAACAGGGCAACGUAAAUAGAAUGGAGAGAAUAGUGCAGCACCAACACCAGGGAAAAAAGUUGCUCAUCUUUACACACGCCUCACUGACCUAUUGCUGGGUCUUGGUGAUGGCGGCUAGAGGGUGAGUUGCAGAAUGAGUGUUGGAAUGGCUGCGUCCUACUGAAGGCGACCUGAUAGUGGAAAAUAAAGUGCUGGUGUAGGGACACGUGAUAUGAUGCAUAGUGAGGAGACACAAUAGGAGGUGGAGGAGGAGAAAGUGAUCAGAUGGCCUAUACUUAAGUGUUACAAUGUGUCGAUAAAAGGCUAAACACGUGAGUUCUUUAAGUGAUUGGCUUAGGUAUACCUGUCACUAAUGCUAACCCCAGUCCGAGCGACACACAGCAGUACAUCGACCUGUGAACGCGUACUUUCUCGCCACGCUCGCUGAGAAACGCUCUCCCACACCUUUUUGCUGUAAAUCAAAUCUGUUUACUUUCAUUGCCAAUUUCUGUUAUUCUAGUAAUGUUUUAAAAAUAGUGAUGGUGUUUGUAGUGAGUAAUAAAGAACGUAUUUGUAACUGCC
Portunus trituberculatus (swimming crab) is the source of this 1637-nucleotide messenger RNA. RefSeq lists its product as uncharacterized. Lineage: Eukaryota; Metazoa; Arthropoda; Malacostraca; Decapoda; Portunidae. The record is from RefSeq and is a predicted model, not a curated record. Bases 238 to 1002 code for a protein of 254 amino acids. The transcript has 2 exons.